Spinacia oleracea (spinach) is the source of this 1049-nucleotide messenger RNA. Its product is annotated as RING-H2 finger protein ATL79-like. Gene Ontology annotation, molecular function: ubiquitin protein ligase activity. The coding region runs from base 104 to 856 and encodes 250 amino acids. Gene Ontology annotation, cellular component: cytoplasm. The record is from RefSeq and is a predicted model, not a curated record. Gene Ontology annotation, biological process: protein ubiquitination. The transcript has a single exon. NCBI's taxonomy places the organism in Eukaryota, Viridiplantae, Streptophyta, Magnoliopsida, Caryophyllales, Amaranthaceae.
AAUAUAUCUCAACCGUUUGAAUUCAUCAUCCAACCCAGAUCAAUCAACUAUAUAUAUAUAUAUAUAUAUAUGCCUUUAAUAAACAGGCCUCGGGUUGUGAUUGAUGGAGUUCGAAGAACACGAACCUAUCGUUUCUUCUGGUGUCGUCAUUGUGAUCGAACUGUUAGACUUGCAUCAGCUUCUCUUAACCCCCCACACAAUUUCUUAUGCCCCCUUUGUUAUAAUCUUGUAUGCCAUGAAAUUAACAUAUAUUUCAAGGCCUUCAAGUUCCUCUACUACUACUACUACUACUACUACUACUACUACUACUACUUCUUCUUCGUCUGCUGCUCUGUUAUUAGACACAAUGGCUCAGAUCAUCAAUCUAUCUCCUCAUGAUCAUCGUUCCAGUCUCAGGCCACAGUUUGCAUUCAAUAAUUCUCUUUCGCGACCACUACCUAGCCCUGAAUCUCCUUCACAGGAGAAUGUCACGAAUCAGGAACUAGUCAGAGUAACAGCUGAUACAUUGCGCAUGUCCAGUGAUUCAGCAUGUCCAAUUUGCAAACAAGACUUUCUUCUUAACCAAGAAAUACAGAAAUUGGAAUGCAAUCAUUUUUACCAUUCUCAUUGCAUCAUGUCUUGGCUUCAAAUUAAUAAUACUUGUCCAGUAUGUCGUUACCGCCUCCCAAUACACCAACAUUCCACAAAUAAUUUCCAAAGUGCUAAUUAUGGUCGUAAUGCUGAUGAUAAUGAUGAUGAUGAUUAUGAUCUUCAUUUAGAGAAUGUUGUCAACUUGAGUUGGCCAAGUUGGACUGACUUGCUCUCCUUAUUAAGGCCUUUUCGCUUGGGUUCGUUACUCGAUUGGUCCUUGCCAUAAUAAUUCUAUUCGUCAUCGGAUCGACUAGCUAGCUAGCUAAUAACAUAUUAACACCUGUCUUUUUUUCUUCAUAACUUUCAAGUUUUAUUCUGAUUGAUAUACCAUUAUUUAGUUUGAUGUCUACUUACCCGAUGAUUUUUCAGAACAUCAACUCUAAAGGUAAGUUUUUGACAGAGUGAAGAAAGUAAGUAAA